Molecule: messenger RNA, 2231 nt
Organism: Psammomys obesus (fat sand rat)
Lineage: Eukaryota; Metazoa; Chordata; Mammalia; Rodentia; Muridae
Gene: Igfals
Product: insulin like growth factor binding protein acid labile subunit
Exons: 2
Coding region: 135-1946 (603 amino acids)
Cellular component (GO): plasma membrane
Molecular function (GO): protein binding
Source: RefSeq, a predicted model, not a curated record
AGGAGACGGAGUGUGGGGCAGGGCCAGCUUAAGGCUGCCAGCUCCAGGCGGUGGGGAAAUCCAGAGGGCAGCAGCCUGCACUGUAGACGGCCCUUGCUCACUGCCUGCCUGCAGCCAGCUCUGUACAAGGCAGAAUGGCUCCGAGGACAGGUGGCCCAGCCCUGGUGGUGCUUCUGGCUUUCUGGGUGGCACUGGGCCCCUGUGACUUGCGAGGGACAGACCCUGGAGCAUCAGCAGAUGCUGAGGGCCCCCAGUGCCCCAUCAUCUGUAUCUGCAGCUAUGACGAUUACACGGAUGAGCUCAGCGUCUUCUGCAGUUCCAGGAACCUCACACAGCUGCCUGACGGCAUCCCCGUCAGCACCAGGGCCCUGUGGCUUGAUGGCAACAACCUCUCCUCCAUCCCCUCGGCGGCCUUCCAAAACCUGUCUAGCUUGGACUUCCUCAACCUGCAGGGCAGCUGGCUGAGGAGCCUGGAGCCACAGGCACUGCUGGGCCUGCAGAGUCUCUACCACUUGCACCUAGAGCGGAACCUGCUCCGGAGCCUAGCUGCCGGCUUGUUCACGAGCACACCAAAUCUAGCUUCCCUUAGCCUGGGCAACAACCUCCUGAGUCGGCUAGAAGAGGGGCUGUUCCAAGGCCUUGGUCACCUUUGGGACCUCAACUUGGGUUGGAACAGCCUAGUAGUAUUGCCUGACACAGCGUUCCAGGGCCUGAGCAACCUCCGUGAGCUGGUGCUGGCUAGCAACAAGCUGGCUUACCUGCAGCCGGCACUCUUCUGUGGCUUGGGUGAGCUGCGGGAGCUGGAUCUGAGCAGGAAUGCGCUGCGCAGCAUCAAAGCCAACGUCUUCACUCACUUGCCCAGGCUACAGAAGCUGUACCUGGACCGCAACCUCAUCACAGCUGUGGCCCCCCGUGCCUUCCUGGGCAUGAAGGCACUGCGUUGGCUGGACCUAUCACACAACCGAGUGGCCAGCCUCCUGGAGGACACCUUCCCAGGCCUGCUGGGCCUGCAUGUCCUGCGCCUGGCACACAAUGCCAUCACUAGCUUGCGGCCUCGUACUUUCAAAGACCUCCACUUCUUGGAGGAACUGCAGCUUAGCCACAAUCGGAUCCGGCAGCUGGGAGAGAGGACAUUCGAAGGCCUGGGGCAGCUGGAGGUGCUGACGCUCAAUGACAAUCAGAUUCAUGAGGUCAAGGUGGGUGCCUUCUUUGGCCUCUUCAAUGUGGCUGUUAUGAACCUCUCUGGCAACUGUCUGAGGAGCCUCCCAGAGCGGGUGUUCCAAGGUCUGGGCAAGCUGCACAGCCUCCACCUGGAGCACAGCUGCCUGAGCUGCAUCCGCCCACACACGUUCGCCGGCCUCGCAGGGCUGCGCAGGCUCUUCCUCAGGGGCAACAGCAUCUCCGGCAUCGAAGAACGGAGCCUGGAAGGGUUGUCUGAGCUCCUGGAGCUGGACCUCACCGCCAACCAGCUCACACACCUGCCCGGCCAGCUUUUCCGGGGCCUUGGCCAGCUGGAGUACCUGCUUCUCUCGCACAACCAGCUGUCGGUGUUGUCCCAGGAUGUCCUGAGCCCGCUGCAGCGCACCUUCUGGCUGGACGUCUCCCACAACCGCCUGGAGGCGCUGGAGGAAGGCCUUUUCUCACCGCUGGGGCGGCUGCGCUACCUCAGCCUCAGGAAUAACUCUCUGCAGACCUUUGCGCCACAGCCCGGCCUGGAGCGCCUGUGGCUGGACGGCAACCCCUGGGACUGCCGCUGUCCGCUCAAGGCCCUGCGGGACUUUGCCCUGCGGAACCCCAGCGUUGUCCCCCGCUUUGUUCAGACUGUCUGUGAGGGGGAUGACUGCCAGCCGGUGUACGCCUAUAACAACAUCACUUGUGCUGGCCCAGCCAAUGUCUCAGGCCUUGACCUACGAGACAUUAGCGAAACACAUUUUCUGCACUGCUGACCCUGGCUACUUCCUGGCCUGGUCUGGCCGAACGCUGCCUUGUAGUCGGGACAGUGUCUCAUUGUUACCAGAAUAAGCUGGCUCCCAAAGCCAGUGGGGAUGGAGAAUACCCGCCCAUCUCCAGGGGACAGGUCCUGGCUGCUCACUUCCUGCAAGCUGGGCAGUACUGGCAGCUAUGUGGCCUAAAAGGGUGGGCACAGGCUAAGUGCCCAAGGGCCCAGCCAGGAGGGGAAGUGCUCAGCAGCACUCCCUGCUGGCAGCAAUUAAACGCAAGCGCUAUGCAAA